CGCAAAACAUCGCAUUUCGUGCAUCUGGAAUCUCUUACAUUUAUUUACCUGUUAAACCUCACCUAUAUUAGUAUAUUAAGAUAAUUUAAAGAAAUUUAAAAAGCAUCUCUCCCGCUCAAAAUCGACUUCUUACUUGUUUUGUUCAUUCGUUGCCGGACCUCACCCUUCAACCUAACAUAUCAACACCCCUCCCUCCGUCGGAAUAGUCCAGAUGGCAGCACCCCCUCAACUUUCCCGACAGUUUUCUGCCCAUCUAUCAAACCUCACAUCCCGCCCCGGUGUCCAAUCUACCCUCAUCUUAUCACGGAAAGAUGGAUCUAUAAUACGCACAACUGGUCUCCUUGCCACACGCUCGAACCCCUCCCCCACGCGUCAAACCCCAACUCCAACACCGGCGUCCAUAUCCGAUCCCAUUCCUCCCGCCGCCUCCCCAACUCCAGACCAGCAAGCAACAUAUCCAGACCCGACAAACACGAGCAUAGACGAUAGAGGAGCGAAUACCGCUCAACAGCAAGCACAAGAACAACAACCACCAGCCGCUCCGUAUGAGCCCAGCCAAGCAGAAACAUUAGCCGCACACAUAUUUGCAUUUGUAUCCUCUGCUUCGUCUCUGAGCACGUCAUUAUCGAAGCCACCGCCAUCAUCAACAUCAAAUGGCGGAAACAGCGGCGGUAGCAGUAAUGAGUCGGAUUAUGGUGGAUCUGGCAUGACUGGUGGGGCCGCUGCGGCGACUAGCAACGGUCAUGCAAGGAAUGAUAGCGCGGAUAGCGAGGGACAUGAGCGUGAAGAGGAUGACGAGCUGAAACUGCUCCGGUUGCGGACGAAAAUUCAUGAGAUUAUAAUUAUUCCGGAUCGGAAGUUUUUGCUAUGUGUUGUGCAUGAUCUUUCUACUGCUACUGGGGGCUCUGCUGCUGGUGGUGGGAGCAAGGGAGGGGGGUUUAGUAGGUAAGAACCAUUUCAUGGGUGGGUGGAAGGGGGAUGGAUCUGGAUUUGGGGAGGUUGGGAUAUGGGAUAUGAUAUGGAUGAGAUAUCGCAAGGGGCAAAUCUAUCUUUUUUCUUCCUGACAGGCAGCGAGGCGCGAGACAUAAUGACACAGUUUUGUUUUGAACUUUUGAUACCCCGGUUGGCAAACCCUUUGAAGGUAUGAAUUACAUGUAUCCAGCGUCACCCUUUACAUGAUAUACAAUUUAAUAUAAAUGGGAAAGAUCCAGCAUUCACCUAUUGGCUUCACCUCUCCUAGUUAAGGUCACGUACUAAGACUAGGUUAUGUGAGACCGUACUCUUCGGCACUGGUUUCUAGGGGAUAGACUUGGCGGAUAUGCCGAACGGGGAGAUGAUACCUAGAUAUUUAUGCAUAGGGGAGAGAAAAUGUGGUUCAACGUGGUCAAAGUUGCGAACGUAUAAUCAUACAUUCAUGAUAAUCUCCGGAAGCACGCAUUUCAUCCUCGCUCUAACUCAUUUAGCAGGCAAAUAAGGACACCUUCCCACAGCUGACAUUCUGAAACCUGUAUCUCGUGUGGACUAUGAGCAUUACAAAGACCAGACUUCUCCCAUGUUCCUUUCGAAAGAUCGAAUACUUGCAGCAACGUUAAACAGUAAGGAGUACGCCAGCGAGCACGCGGCUCUCAUGACAACGACACACAAAGACGCUCCCCUGCCUCCUAGAUAUGAAACAUCCUACGCCUACCCCUCGCGUAAUCCUUCGUAAGGUUCUUGGGCGCAAUUAUUUCUUAUUGCCUACGUCGCGAAACAAAACAAGAAGCAGAACCCGUCAGCAGCUCGUCCCCAUUAGCAGAAGUCCAUCCAGGACUUUACAAAAUAUUGAGACUUACCACCCCCGUCAAGUGUUUCCGAGGCGGUUUCCGAUGCCUUGGACGCUGCAUCCUUGGCUGACUCUGAAGCUGAUCCGGCACUCUGUUUUGCGGUCUCAACGCCCUGCUGCACCGACUCGGAAAGCUUCUGGGCAGUAGUCUUAGAGUCUCCUGUAUUUAAGACAGGUACUGUUAAUCUAUGUCUGUAGCUCUGAGAGGAGGAUGUUUUGAUUUGUGAACGGAGCUGCUUGUCUACGACCUAGGUAAAACUGGGUAUGAAGCGGGGCGGAAGAGCUGGGCGGGGGAGCUGGGAGUGUAUUUGACGCACCUGGUUGGGUGGCUCCCUUCAUCUUAUCAUCAAUAUCGCCGGAGCCCUGAGAUCCUGGGUCUGCCAUGGUGUGUUGGCUGAGAUAGUUUUGUGACCGUGUGGCGGUGAUCCGCUCGGGAGAUAUGUAUUAAGUAUUUAUUAUGGAUGUUACUAUUGGAGUAUACGAUGGUGGUGGGAAAAGGAGCAGUAGGUAGUUGCGUUGUAAGAAACAUGGGGAGUGGGAAAUCUUGGGAUGCUCCAGGGUUCAUCUCUAGUUAAUAAAUAAGACAAGUGACGGUACAGUUAUGUCAUCCCGCCCGCACCUUCAGCAGUCAGCGGGUGCGCGACACGGGUACCCAUCCCAAUCAUUAUCAUUACCCCUGAUACAUGACUAUCAACGCGAGGCCUGAUCCAAUUCGCUAUGCAUCUCUUGCUUGUAUAGUCGAAUAUUGCUGGAGGGUUGAAGUGUGAAACUGAACAUUCUGUUUAAAAAAGAGUAGGAAAGAG
Molecule: messenger RNA, 2625 nt
Organism: Blastomyces dermatitidis ER-3
Lineage: Eukaryota; Fungi; Ascomycota; Eurotiomycetes; Onygenales; Ajellomycetaceae
Exons: 2
Coding region: 212-949 (245 amino acids)
Biological process (GO): microtubule-based movement
Cellular component (GO): cytoplasmic dynein complex; cytoplasm
Molecular function (GO): dynein intermediate chain binding
Source: RefSeq, a predicted model, not a curated record